Messenger RNA from Caenorhabditis briggsae, 468 nucleotides. Lineage: Eukaryota; Metazoa; Nematoda; Chromadorea; Rhabditida; Rhabditidae. The record is from RefSeq and is a predicted model, not a curated record. Bases 1 to 468 code for a protein of 155 amino acids. The transcript has 3 exons.
AUGAGGCAGCUGAUAGAACCAAAUGCUGCGGCUUCACGAAGACCGUCAACAUUUGAUCCGGAGGUGUUGGCUCAUCACAACUCACCUCCACACUGGGCGCCAAGUAGUAGUGUACCCGGGGAACAGACGACAUCAACUACAACCGGUACAAGAACCUCUUUCUCGGGACCAUCUCCAUUCUCUUCCCUGUGUCUUUCCGUACUAGCAGCCACUCCCCAACCCAGGAUGAUCAAUGCGAGAAUUGCGAUGACAGUAGACGCUCCAAGUAUUCGAACAGAGAAUAUCCGAUAUUUUCCGAAAAAGGGAAAAGCUCCCAAAAAACAAAAAGAAAUCCCGGUUGUCUUGGUUCAAAUCUCAAAUGGUUUAAUUUUUCACCGGCGAGUGGAAACCAUUAAUCAGCCCCGCGUUUGGGAAGUGAGUGCUUUGGUAGAGCAAGGAGUGAAAAAUGGGAUUCAUGGCGAGAAGUAG